AUGAAAAAGAGAGUAGUAAGAUUGGUAGAUGGGUUGAGUUAAGUGAUUAAUUUUUGGCGUUUUAUUUAUCCUGGUGAAUACAAAAAUGGUAAAAAGAUUGUUAGAUGGGAUAUUUUAUGGAGAUAAUAUCACAGUUAACCAUUCUAAUUGAUGUAAUAUAGUAUAAAAUAUAUAGUGGUGGUGGAACUUAUGAUUAGAACAUGGAAAAUGAUGUAAAGAUUUGA
This is a messenger RNA of Paramecium sonneborni, 224 nucleotides long. Lineage: Eukaryota; Ciliophora; Oligohymenophorea; Peniculida; Parameciidae. The record is from the annotation of a GenBank genome assembly.